AUGUCUGUACCUCCUGCCACACAGGCGAGCGCCAGGCUCGACGUCAACAACCUCUUUGCGACGACGGGCCAGGUCGCUCUGAUCACGGGCGGUGGCACCGGCAUCGGACUCGUCAUGGCGCGGGCCAUGGCCGAGGCGGGUGCGGCCAAGGUGUACAUUGCAGGGCGGCGGCUGGCCGUGCUGGAGUCGGCAGCGGCGGCGGUCAACCGACUGGUGUCGCGGGACGUGCUGGUGCCUAUCGAGCUGGACGUGACGUCCAAGGCGAGCCUGGCCGCGGCGGCGGCGUUUGUCGACAAGGACAGCGGGUUCCUGGACGUCGUGGUCUCCAACGCGGGCGUGCCGGGCCCGCAGACGCCGACGCCGGCCGACAACGAUACGACGACGACUCUUGCCGAAUGGCGCGCAGCGCAGCUCGCGGUGGACCCGCAAGCGUACCAGGACACGUUCAAGGUCAACACGACGGCCGUAUGGUUCACGGCGAUUACGUUCCUCGACCUGCUGGACGCGGGCAACAGGCGGCGCAACGACAGCCUGGGCGCGGCCCGGCCGACGUCGCAGGUGGUGGUCAUCUCGUCGCUGGCCGGGUUCAAUCGCAAAGCACCGGCGGGCUUUGCGUACGGACAGUCCAAGUCGGCGGCGACGCACGCGGCCAAGCAGCUGGCCGUGCUGCUGCCGCGGUGGGGCAUCCGCGUGAAUGUGGUGGCGCCAGGGCCGUUCCCAAGCGAGAUGACGACGGCGUUCGUGGGGGCGCUGGGGGCGACGACGGACCAGGAGGUGAUUCGGAUCGACAAGGCGCACGUGCCGCUGGGCCGGAUUGGCGAUCAGCAGGACAUGGCCGGGACGAUUCUGUACCUGGUGUCGCGGGCGGGCGCGUUUCUGAACGGCAAUGUGGUCUUGCUAGACGGCGGUCGUCUAGGAGUGUUUCCGAGCAUGUACUAA
Sporothrix brasiliensis 5110 is the source of this 939-nucleotide messenger RNA. Its product is annotated as 3-hydroxyacyl-CoA dehydrogenase. The transcript has a single exon. Bases 1 to 939 code for a protein of 312 amino acids. The record is from RefSeq and is a predicted model, not a curated record. NCBI's taxonomy places the organism in Eukaryota, Fungi, Ascomycota, Sordariomycetes, Ophiostomatales, Ophiostomataceae.